UAGAAGAAAACGAGUUCAAGAACACCCCCCCAUACUCAAUAAAAUCUACCCUACUUCUAUAUAAAAAGAGGAAUUUGGAGGGAAAAGAAUCCUUGAAAAUCCUGGCACCACGGAACCUAUAUAAGAGUUUGAGAUAGAAAAGUAGAUUUUGAUGGGUUUUUAUCUUUUCAUCUUUGUAUGCAAACCUUUAGCUGGGGUUUCUUGGAUCCGGAUUGCGUUUUUUUCCGUGGUUUUCUUCUUAUUUUUUAAUAUGGAUUUUGAUGGAUAUCCAAGAAAAAAAAAGGAAUGGUUUUGGAAAAGGAGGUGUUUCAAUUAAAAGAUGAUGAUAGAUAUAAAUUUCGAUCUUGAUGGGAGAGUUAAUGAUGGGUUUUAAUUAUGUGGAUUGCUUUUCUCCGUUGUGUUACUCUUUUCUUGACGUGGAUUUCGAUGAAUAUUGGAGCUAAAAAAAGAUGGGUUCUGGAAAAAGAUUGGAUCUUUCAUUCUUCCCCUUGCUUUUUGUUAAAAGAUAAUGAUGAAUGUUAAUUGAUUCUUUUCCCUGCUUACAAUCUUUAAUUGGUUUUAUUGAUUUUUUCCUCUGUUUUCUUGAUAUAGAUCGGUUGACGGAAUUCAAGUUUGUUCCUUACUUUAAAAAAAAAUAAGAUUGAGCGAUUGGAUUUGGAUUUAUUUCUUCUUACGUGUUAGAUCUUUAAUUGGAAUUUGCUCAGUACUUUUUCUUUUUUCUUACCUUGGUUAUUUUCUUUCCCUUUUUAUCAUUGGUUUAUAAGUAGAAGAUCGAUCGAUGGGUUUUUUUUUCAAACAUAUAAAACUUUGGUGUCUGUAGAUGGUUUCGGCUGUAUUUGUUUUAUAUCAUGGAAUCAGCUUUUGUGGUUAGCUUUUCCCGGAGGGAAUAAUAUCAGUUCUCAUGCAGAUAGGCAGCGAACAGGUGUGGUUACAUAUGGCACAGUAUAAUUUGGAAGGAUGCCAAUCGGUGGAUCUUGCAGAGCACCCUUCAGGCAUUGUUCCCACCCUUCAGAAUAUUGUAUCAACAGUCAACCUGGGUUGUAAGCUGGACUUGAAGAUCAUAGCUCUACAAGCCCGUAAUGCAGAGUAUAAUCCUAAGCGAUUUGCUGCUGUUAUCAUGAGAAUAAGAGAGCCGAAAACAACGGCCCUGAUAUUUGCUUCUGGUAAAAUGGUUUGUACAGGAGCUAAGAGUGAAGAGCAAUCAAAACUAGCUGCAAGAAAGUAUGCUCGUGUUGUUCAGAAGGUUGGCUUUCAAGCACAGUUCAUGGACUUUAAAGUUCAGAAUGUUGUUGCCUCUUGUGACGUCAAAUUUCCAAUAAGGCUAGAACGUCUUGCAUUACAUCAUAACGCAUUCUGCAGUUUUGAACCAGAGAUCUUUCCUGGCCUGAUCUACCGAAUGAAGGACCCCAAGAUUGUGCUUCUCAUAUUUGUGUCGGGAAAGAUAGUUCUCACAGGAGCCAAGUCAAGGGAUCAAAUAAAGAGAGGUUUUGAGCAGAUAUAUCCAGUGGUCUUGGAAUACAGAAAAGUCCCACAAAUAGGCAACGAAGGUAAGGACUCUAGAGAUCCAGUGCCACGGCAAUUGACUUGAAGCAGUUGUUUCUGGCUUUUGAUCAUACUAAGAGCUGACUGUUCUCUGACUUCUGCCAUUUUGUCAAGGGGAUUGUGAAUAUGUUGGAAGAAAAUUACUGGGUGCAGAAUUUAAUCGAUCAUCAAUCAUAUGAUUUCUGCCAGAUUUCACUUCAGUUUUUGGUUCCUUUUUUCUCAUUCUGUAUGCUGUACGAUACCACUGGGUUAGUGCCGUAAUGUUUUUUUCUGGGUACCUUUAAAUGAGAAUGUUUAGUGGCAUUGGCCAAACUUAAGGUUA
Phoenix dactylifera (date palm) is the source of this 1864-nucleotide messenger RNA. Its product is annotated as TATA-box-binding protein 2-like. The record is from RefSeq and is a predicted model, not a curated record. Gene Ontology annotation, biological process: DNA-templated transcription initiation. NCBI's taxonomy places the organism in Eukaryota, Viridiplantae, Streptophyta, Magnoliopsida, Arecales, Arecaceae. Gene Ontology annotation, molecular function: DNA binding.